This is a messenger RNA of Encephalitozoon intestinalis ATCC 50506, 504 nucleotides long. Its product is annotated as RING-finger-containing E3 ubiquitin ligase. NCBI's taxonomy places the organism in Eukaryota, Fungi, Microsporidia, Unikaryonidae. Gene Ontology annotation, biological process: ubiquitin-dependent protein catabolic process. The transcript has a single exon. Gene Ontology annotation, molecular function: ubiquitin protein ligase activity. Gene Ontology annotation, cellular component: endoplasmic reticulum. The record is from RefSeq and is a predicted model, not a curated record. Bases 1 to 504 code for a protein of 167 amino acids.
AUGAAAACCAGGGAAAAGUCUGAAGAGUGGGGCGAUAAAGCUCCAAGGAGCACAUACAUAGAAGAUAACUGCAGAGAAAAGGAAAGAAGACGUGUCGGACGGGAAUAUGCAUGCAAUAUAUGCUACUCACGCCCCGAAGGCCCUGUGCUGACGCCAUGUGGACAUCUGUUCUGUUGGGGAUGUUUAUACAUAUGGUCUCAGUCGAUCAGAGGAUGCAAAUUCUGUCCUUCAUGCAGAAGUAGAAUGGGGAUUGAAGAAGUUAUAUCUGUGUUAGCUGUGGACUCGAAGAAGGAGAGCAGAGGACCUCCUCCAAGGCCGGCCAAUAAUAGAAAACUUGUGAAAGUAAUAACACCUGGAGUAAAGAUCAACGGUACAAGAUUUGGAAACUGCCUUUUGCAGGAAGAAGAGACAAAUGUGUUCUCUUACAGGACAGCUAUAGGGCUAUUUACGCUUAUGUGCCUCCUUAUUUCCAUAACUCUUAGGUCGUAUGGACCUGAUUGUUGA